AUGAUUACAUUGCCAUCCAACGACCACGGCCACAAGAAGAGCUCUGGUGAUAAUCGCGUUUUUCUUGUACUACGUCGUGCGCCUGGUGCCCAUGGCGUUCAUUAUGAUUACGACGGUGACGAUGAUGCCAAGCCUGGUCCGGAUACUAUCGCCAUUGGCACCGGCGUCCUCGUGGAGAUCGGGACCGGCAAGAUGGUCUUUGGUCUGAUCCAGAUGUUGGUGAUCCUUGGUCGGCUGCUGCUCGGGUCUCGCUGGCCCCACCUCGCAAGGCACUUCGUCGGCAGCUUCGCGCGGAUGGUGCUGCGGAGUCUCGUGCUGCUGCAGGUAUUUGGCUUGGACGCGCGCAUCCUGAUGGACGCGCGCUUCCUGGUUGCCGAGCGCUUCCUGAUGGGCGAGCGCUUCCUGGUGGACGUCCGCUUCCUGAUGGAUGUGCGCCUCCUGAUGGACGUGCGCCUCCUGAUGGCACUUGGCCUCCUUCCGAGCACAGUAUCUGACUACCACCACCAAGAUCGAUAA
Messenger RNA from Prorocentrum cordatum, 516 nucleotides. Lineage: Eukaryota; Dinophyceae; Prorocentrales; Prorocentraceae. The record is from the annotation of a GenBank genome assembly.